AGAGUGUCUGCCCCAGAAGAAUCUCCCUCCUUGCCCUCGGAAGAAUGUGGUUUAAAAAAAUCUCGGCAUGUAUUUGGUUUAGAUUUCAGCAUUACAACAAUUAAACAACCACCCCCAGCCGACUCAAGGUUACCCAGUGGGAGACUCUUCCAUGCUGCAGCUGUUAUUUCAGAUGCUAUGUACAUCUUUGGCGGCACCGUGGACAAUAACAUUAGAAGUGGAGAAAUGUACAGGUUCCAGUUUUCUUGUUACCCUAAAUGCACUCUACAUGAAGAUUAUGGAAGGCUAUGGGAAAACAGGCAGUUCAGUGACUUGGAGUUUGUUUUGGGAGAGAAGGAAGAACGAGUUCGAGGGCACACUGCAAUCGUUACAGCUCGCUGCAAGUGGCUGAAAAAGAAAAUCAUACAGGCAAGGGAGAGGUUGAAACAGAAAUCAAAGCAAGAUAUUGAAGAUGAGGGACAUGCGACGUGUCAGAAAGAUGGGAUUGGUGGGAAUGUCAAGUUGUGCCGCCUGCAGCCGCUCCUGGAAGUGCCCAUCCGAGAGGCUGAGGCGCAACCCUUCGAGGUUCUCAUGCAGUUUCUAUACACGGAUAAAAUAAAAUACCCUCGCAAAGGUCAUGUGCAGGAUGUGUUACUUAUCAUGGAUGUAUACAAACUAGCCUUAAACUUCAAGCUCUCUCGACUGGAACAGCUCUGCCUUCAAUAUAUUGAAGCAUCUGUAGAUCUGCAGAAUGUGCUCAUUGUGUGUGAAAAUGCUAACAAACUUCAGCUGGAUCAGCUAAAGGAACAUUGCCUGAACUUUGUGGUGAAGGAAUCACAUUUUAAUCAGGUAAUAAUGAUGAAGGAGUUUGAGCAUCUUUCUUCAUCCCUCAUAGUGGAGAUUGUACGGAGAAAACAGCAACCUCCUGUUCGAACACAUUCCGAUCAGCCACUUGACAUCGGAACAUCUUUAAUUCAGGACAUGAAGGCUUACCUAGAAGGAGCUGGGACUGAAUUCUGUGAUAUCAUCCUUCUCUUAGACGGCCACCCACGGCCAGCCCAUAAAGCAAUCCUAGCAGCACGCUCCAGUUACUUUGAAGCCAUGUUCCGUUCCUUCAUGCCAGAAGAUGGGCAAGUGAAUAUUUCUAUAGGUGAAAUGGUUCCCAGCAAGCAAGCAUUUGAAUCUAUGCUUAGAUACAUUUAUUAUGGAGAAGUAAACAUGCCUCCUGAAGACUCCCUCUACCUCUUUGCUGCACCUUACUAUUAUGGCUUCUCCAACAACAGACUGCAAGCCUAUUGUAAACAGAAUCUAGAAAUGAAUGUCACAGUGGAGAACGUACUCCAGAUUUUAGAGGCAGCUGACAAGACCCAGGCCCUGGACAUGAAGAGGCACUGCCUGCACAUCAUCGUUCACCAGUUCACCAAGGUCUCCAAGUUGCCAAAUCUCCGCUCCCUAAGUCAGCUACUCCUUCUUGACAUCAUAGAGUCGUUAGCUAACCACAUAUCAGACAAGCAGUGCGCAGAGCUGGGCUCAGACAUAUGACAUGCUUUGGUAAUCGAACUUUUCAUUUGUUCCUCAAAAAAAGGAGCACUUUACGGCUGACUCUCUUUUUACCAUUCCAUACUGAGCUGCUCAGAGUGUCUACACAAUAUAGCAGGCGGCCAAGAGGAGCACGGACAGCUGACUUGCUCUCCCGUGGAUGUGCUCGGUUUGUACCUUUGUGGAGGAGGGUUUGGUCUCUGUUACACAAAUGUAAAAUUGAAACCAUU
Molecule: messenger RNA, 1748 nt
Organism: Phaethon lepturus (White-tailed tropicbird)
Lineage: Eukaryota; Metazoa; Chordata; Aves; Phaethontiformes; Phaethontidae
Product: leucine-zipper-like transcriptional regulator 1
Cellular component (GO): Golgi apparatus
Molecular function (GO): protein binding
Source: RefSeq, a predicted model, not a curated record